AUGCUUCUUGACAUGUCGUCGAACAGCCAUCAUGAGCAGCACGACCGAAGAGUGCGUCAAAUCAACGUCGAUUUCCGAGGCUGCAAGCUUCUCACGGAUGAGGAGAAUCAAACCCUGAGACAUGUCUGCGACUCGAACAAUUAUCAGAUCAAAGCUGCGGGCGUCGCUCAGCUGUAUUGUAGCGCUCCUUCUGUCCCGCGGGGCGGACACGAUCACUGGGAUUUGAAAAAAGUUGGCGUUGUUUGUUUCAUAAAAGAUAAUGCGGCCAAGGGGUUUUUCAUCCGUCUCUUCGACAUGGAUGAGAGGAAAUUCGUUUGGCAGCAAGAGUUAUACAUAGAGAUCGAAUAUGAAGUGAAAAUGCCCUAUUUUCAUGUCUUCGAGGCAGACCACUGCAUGGCUGGCUUGAACUUUUCCAAUGAGGACGAAGCAAACGCGUUCAGAGACGCUAUCGUUCACAAGAUCGACCUUCGUCGGGCUCGUAUCGAGGAGAAAAUGCGAGCGAAUGCCAACUUCCCCUCCGGACCGCGGGCUCGGUCCGAUUCUCAUAUGAACAACAACUUCAGCCACAACAAUAACAACAACUCGAUCAACAAUGCGAACAACACUCCAGUACUAACGAAAGAAAUUAAGAGGCUCAAGAGAGAGAAGAAGAAGAAGCUUUCCAAGAUUGAUAUCAGCCAACCAACCAAUUUCGUCCAUCUUGAGCAUGUGGGCCUGGAGAUGGUCCCUGGAGCUGUGUCAAAUAGGGGCUUCGAUGACAGCAAGUUCUACGACUUGGAGCCGAACCAGUACGAACGUGCAGGCAUUUCAAGACAACAAAUGGAAGACCCCGCUGUUCGUCGAGAUGUCCAGAAAGUGAUAGAACACCUUGUGAACAGCAAGAAAAUUAGCACAGACACGCUCAACGCAAUCACACGACGACCCCCGCCUCCGCCAGCGAGGGUUGAUAGUAAACCAGCGGCUCCCCUUCCUUCCACUCGACCGCCCACGAGGGAGCUUCCUCCGGUUCCCGCGCAUGCCAACGGGUGAGAGCACCGGUCUCCCUUGUCCGUCAUCGGCCCCCCGAAACCUAGCCGGGUUCCGCCCUCAGUCUCACAUAAACCUCCGCCCCCUAUUCCUGUGCAACAGCAGCAGAUGCAGGCGGUUCAGCCGGUGCGACUUCCACAACCACCUCCGCCACCGCCUGGAUCGGGUGUCGCACCUCUCCCAUCAGGUUCGGUCGCCGCACCUCCUCCCCCACCGCCCCCACCGCCCCCGCCGGUCAUUAUGUCUUGCCCACCGAUGCCGAAUCUGAACGGUGGAGGUGGUGCCGUGAAGAGCUCGGGUGGCAGUGAUGGGAGUGGAGGAGGUGGUGAUUCGAGGAACGCGCUCCUAGAACAGAUUCGUAAAGGCAGAUCAUUGAAACCUGUUGAAAACGAUAAAGCCUCCAAUUCGACACCUGCAAGCGGUGACGGACGAGAUGCUUUGUUAGAGCAAAUUCGUGCCGGAAAGAAUCUACGACCCGUGGCUAGCCGAGCCCAGCGACCAGACGUCCCGAACAACGAGAAGUUCAAGAAAGAAGUCAAUGUUCUCACCGAUGCUCUCGCCCGAGCAAUGGAGUUGAGAUGCAAAGCAACUCAAUCCGACGACAGUGAAACUUCGGAUAGCGAUGCAUUGGACGACGAGGAGUGGGACGACUAG
This is a messenger RNA of Galendromus occidentalis (western predatory mite), 1680 nucleotides long. RefSeq names its product neural Wiskott-Aldrich syndrome protein. The record is from RefSeq and is a predicted model, not a curated record. Lineage: Eukaryota; Metazoa; Arthropoda; Arachnida; Mesostigmata; Phytoseiidae. The transcript is spliced from 8 exons. Gene Ontology annotation, molecular function: actin binding.